AUGGCUGCCAAGGUCGAUGCCCCCGCGCCCCAGCUCAGCGGGCUGGGUCUCUACUCCCGCUUCGCCUUCGCCGGCGCUAUUUGCUGCUCGGUCACCCACGGUGCUCUCACUCCCGUCGAUGUCGUGAAGACCCGCAUUCAGCUCGACCCCGUCACCUACAACAAUGGCAUGAUCGGUGGUUUCAAGAAGGUAGUCCAGUCUGAGGGCGCUGGCGCUCUUUUGACCGGUGUCGGCCCGACCUUCGCCGGUUACUUCCUCCAGGGUGCCUUCAAGUUCGGCGGUUACGAGUUUUUCAAGCAGCAGUCGAUCAACAUCCUCGGCCUCGAGAACGCCUCCCAGUACCGCACUGGUGUCUACCUCGCCUCGUCCGCCGCCGCCGAGUUCUUCGCCGAUAUUGCCCUCUGCCCCUUGGAGGCCACCCGUAUCCGUCUCGUCUCGGAGCCCACCUAUGCCAGCGGCCUUGUGAGCGGCUUCGGCAAGAUGCUCAAGCAAGAGGGUGUUGGCGCUUUCUACGCCGGUUUCGGUCCUAUCCUGUUCAAGCAGAUCCCCUACACUAUGGCCAAGUUCGUCGUGUACGAGAAGGUCGCCGAGGCUGUCUUCCGUGUCUUCCCCAAGAAGGACCUGUCCGACGGCCAGCAGACCAUUGUCAACCUUGGCAGCGGUCUCAUCGCCGGUUUCGCUGCCGCCAUCGUCUCCCAGCCCGCCGACACCAUGCUCAGCAAGAUCAACAAGACCAAGGGCCUCCCCGGUGAGGGCACUACCUCUCGCCUGAUCAAGAUCGCCAAGGAGCUCGGCCUCCGCGGCUCGUACGCCGGUAUUGGUGCGCGUCUCUUCAUGGUUGGUACUCUGACCGCUGGCCAGUUCGCCAUCUACGGUGACGUCAAGAAGAUGCUUGGUGCCACCGGCGGUGUUGAGAUCAGCAAAUAA
Dichotomopilus funicola is the source of this 927-nucleotide messenger RNA. Its product is annotated as mitochondrial carrier domain-containing protein. Gene Ontology annotation, biological process: mitochondrial phosphate ion transmembrane transport. Gene Ontology annotation, cellular component: mitochondrial inner membrane. The coding region runs from base 1 to 927 and encodes 308 amino acids. The record is from RefSeq and is a predicted model, not a curated record. The transcript has 5 exons. Gene Ontology annotation, molecular function: phosphate transmembrane transporter activity. NCBI's taxonomy places the organism in Eukaryota, Fungi, Ascomycota, Sordariomycetes, Sordariales, Chaetomiaceae.